This is a messenger RNA of Acanthoscelides obtectus, 7577 nucleotides long. Lineage: Eukaryota; Metazoa; Arthropoda; Insecta; Coleoptera; Chrysomelidae. The record is from the annotation of a GenBank genome assembly.
GGGAUCCAGCGCGAUUGUAACCGUCAUCAGACUUUUGUCCGCUCGGAACUUCGUCGGCUUAGGGAACGUCGCUGGUCGCAUCCGUGCUGUGUGCCGUGCGUCGCGGUAAAAUUUUCCUCGUUCGCCUUACAUUUUUGAAUUUUUCAAACACGUUCCCUCUUUUUUCGGUCUCGCCCGCGCGACGUCUCGGCAUCCGCCCCCCAGAUUGACAAAAUAUGAGGUUAUGAGCCUCGUCAUCCCGUGAAAAAUAACGGAUCUGUUAUUCUUGUGCCGCAAUUCCUGCUACCUGAAACUGGAAAGGAAUGUCAAUUGUGUCAGUUUGUUAGUGCAUUUGUUUUGCUCUUCGAAUCCAGUUGAGGUGUUACGACCUCGAGCUUCAAGGCCGACUACAUAGAAGUUGUCGCGGUUGAAAAACGUUUGAAACUUGGAUACCGAAGGCUUCUUCGACUGGAUUCCAUCAUCUUUUCUCAUCGGUUACAGUGGACCAGUGCGGUAUCCGUCACAAUCAGGGGUGAUUUUCGACGAACUCGACCAGUCUGGCGGGAGCACAUCUGCUUUCGGUGCAUCUGUUCCUUUUGCCCUAUACAGGGUGUUGUGCGAAAAGUACGUUAUCGGCUCGUAUGACGUUUCGGACUUUCUAGUUAAUUUUUGUGAUAAACAUGGGGAAUCACCCCUCGAAUCAUGUGCCACUGGAUAGGAACGUUGGGAAAUUCGGAGAUGUUACAACGCGGCGCUCGCUCCGAUCGCCAGGCGGCGGUUCCCGCAAGAUGGAUCGGUUGCGGCGAUCGUUCCGCGAUUCCUUCCGGAGGCGGAAGGCGGCGAACGGAAGUGGAGGGGGCGGUCCUGAAUCAGCUCGCCCCCAUCAGUGGCAGGCGGACGAACAGGCCGUUAGGGCGGGGCAUUGCGCGUUCUCCGUCAAGUACCUCGGCUGUGUGGAGGUGUUCGACAGCAGGGGGAUGCAGGUGUGCGAAGAGGCGAUCAAAGUUCUUAGGGGUUCACGAAGACGGCCGGUUCGAGCGGUGCUUCAUGUUAGUGGGGAUGGAUUGCGGGUAGUUGAAGAGGAUACUAAGGGUCUCAUUGUCGAUCAAACUAUCGAAAAAGUCUCGUUUUGUGCUCCGGACAGAAAUCAUGAACGAGGAUUCAGUUACAUCUGUAGGGACGGUACGACGAGACGAUGGAUGUGCCAUGGUUUUUUGGCGCUUAGAGAAAGCGGAGAGAGGUUAUCUCACGCUGUUGGCUGUGCAUUUGCUGUUUGCUUAGAAAGGAAACAGAAACGAGACAAGGAAUGUGGUGUGACGAUGAUGUUCGACAUGAAGAAUAGCACGUUCACGCGGACGGGCUCCUUCCGGCAGCCUAGUUUCACGGAAAGACUGGAACGAGGGGUGGAUGUGGGCGGCCUGGAGGGCAACGGAGUGAGGACAGCGAAUAAACCGCCCCCUGUCAACCCCUUCGCCAUUGAACGACCGCACGCUACGCCUAGUAUGUUGCAGAGGCAGGGUAGCUGCAGGGGUUUCAGCACCUUGGGCCAGAACAGCCCGUUCAAACGGCAGAUGUCGCUGCGAGUAAACGAGCUACCCAGCAACGCCGCCCGCUUGAAUAGUUACAAGUCUCCCACCAGUCCGCCGUCUAUAGCGAUGUCUCCGGCGUUGCCCAUACCUUCAGGGGGUGUCAGGCCACCUCCCGUUUCCCCUAUCCCAGAGUCCUCACCAGGAGAUAGUGUCACCGCCCUCUGUCAGCAGCUCAGUCAAGGACUGAGUCAACUAACGCGGAGUGGUAGCGAUGACUUUAAUUUCAACAGUCAGAGCUCGGUCAACCAGAAUAUGGUCAAUCUCAAUGUUACAACGAUAAAUAACACGUUCAACACGACUACACAUGUAACGCCGGCUCCAGCUCAUAGGAUGACUCCAGUCACGCUUAGCUUCAGCCCUAAUUCGAUGGCUGACACCAGUAUUACUUCCACGAGUAGCACCUUACCCAAACCGGAACAAUGGUUAGAAAUAGUAAACUCCACAUCCCCAAUACCUGGGAAAAUGGACGGAACAUCACCUAGAAGAACACCUUCCUUCAAGUCACAUUCGCGAGCAGUCUCCCUAGACACGGGCAGUGACAGCUUCCAACCGUCAACGAAGAACGAUCCUUUUGACGCUGAAUGGGCCGAAGUUGCUGCUCAACAAAACAAAAGUACCAACCCGUUUUUGGCGACACAAAAUACUCCCAAAGCUUUUCAAGUACAGUUGUAGAAAGGAAGAAUGGCAACAAUGGAGGAAUGAUCAAAGGUUGGCUCCAGGUUUUGACCGAUCUUAGGGAGCAUCUUGCAGGCAGUGUCUGGCGUACGGUCAACCUAGAACUCCUAGGAGUAACUGAUCACUACAUGAAAUGAUCGAUGGUUUUGGUCAGAAGGCAGAGUGAUUGACGUACUUGUUCAAAAUCCAAUACGAAGGAGGUUUGUAAUACAAGGCUUUGACAAAGUAUCUGACUUCAAGGGAUGAUUCUGUGGGUAAUUCUAAAAUGAAGGUUUGCAUACUGGCGCUUCUUAAUGAGCCAUAUAUUUAGUAUGGAAUGACUACAUAAGCUAAACAUGUUUCACGUUUCCUUAUAUCUAAAUUGUCAAAAAAAUUGUCAAGAUAUAGCCGAUAUUUAAACUCGGGCCACAUGCCGCAAUAUGUUCAUGAUGGCUGGGUUGAAGUUGCCAUAGUUAUAGCCAAAUAUUACAAAUAAAAUACUCCUAGUUUGGAGGCUCUGUAGCCAUUUUGAUGAACUUUGUGCCAUUUUCGCGUGCAAAGAUGUAACACAUGAAGAAAACUCAAACUUAAUAAAGGAAAAAACUGAUGGACUCAAAUCCGGACUUGUUUUUUCUCAUUUAAUUUUAUUUAGUUUUCGUAAACACGUCUUAUACAUGCUAAGAAUUAACAAAAUUUAAUAAAUCCGGCUAUACGAUUGCUACGAUUUUUACGAAUUAAAAAAAAAGUUUCACACCCUGUUUCGUGCAAACGAAGAUUUAUCCAACCUGUGUGUUACAACCACCCAAUCAGAUUUCCCUUGAAGUGCCAGGUACUUUACUAACACCUUGAAGAUGUAAAUCUUUUGUAUCAAACUUGCUUGAGGAGAGAAUUAUGCAUUUUAAAACUUCUUUUGAGCGAUUUGAUUGACUGUAGAUCUCCUUAUGUUUGCAAGAGUGGUUAAGCUUUUAGAAAAAACCCAUAUAGCAUUUGUCUUUGAUUUGUCUAGAUGUUUUGCUGGCAAGAUGUCUUUGAACAAAUACUGUGGAUAAAAAUUCAAAAUAGGAAAUAACGGAUUCAAAAUUCUCUCAGAAACUGAAAAGACACAAAUUUAUUAUGGGUUUGGUUCAUUAUUAUACAGGGUGGCCCAAAAGUUCUGGAUCAAAUGAGAUGGGGGUGAUAGGGGGAAGGGUCAUUUCCUUAUCCCAUUGCACGAUUUUUGAGUUAUCGCCGUUUCAAAGAAUGUGUAGAAAAUCGCUACUUUUGAGACUAAUCUUUUUUUUUGAAAUUAUCGUUUGCUGUUUCUGAAUCAACUUUACAGGAUAUGUGCCUAAAUAAUGUAUCGUUUAAAAUAAGCUAUAACUAAAAAAUCAGUCCAGUUAUUGUAGGUACAGCAAGCCGCUUAAAUGUAAUUUUGUCUGGUGCCAAAAACAUUACAGCAUAUGGACCAAAAAGUAUCCGUAGUUAUGAAAAACUUUCGGAUAUUGUGACCUUCCAAAAUACGUUUUAGAUAAUCAAAUAUCCUAAUUAGUACUUGGGAAAGACCAUAAGUCUUCAAACAUGAAUGAACUCCAAAUUUAAACAAGGGCUUUGACAUAAUUUUGGGUAAUAAAAGGAUUAGAGAUACAGUGCCCUAUUAUUUGAUCCUAUAACUGUAGUUAUCAAGUAUUUUAAUCCAAAUAGGAGAGUCAGUAAAUCCUCAAAUGCAAAUAGAGCUGAUUAGUUUGUAUCCUUAAAACUUGUUAACCUGGUUGAGCCUUGCAUUGGUCAGCCCGAUCAUGCUAUAACUACCUAUAUUGUUGUGUGGCUAGCUAAAGUAACAGUUCUGGUAGAUGGUUUUGAAUAAAAUUUAAACAAGUUACUCCACACAAUCUUUCUGGUAAUUCAUUUGAACUUACUAUUCUAAGUUACUAGCCUUUAAGUUGACUCCAAAUCGGUGGCAUCUCCCCUUCUACUGAUUCAUGGAUUCUUUAGAGCCCAGUGGUGUACAUUGUAAAUGUUAUAAACGUCUGUUCUUCAAAAACUGCCUUCGCUUGUCCCUAUCUUUAUUUUAUGAAAAUGUAGAAGAUUGGCAAUGGCAGUCAUAGGAUUAAGAUCAGAAAAUAGGAAUUUCAGAGAUUAAAGGUACCUGUAGCAUUUUGUAUAUCUUGCCCAGAACUACUUAGGAUAUUUGGUUACUUUAAAGGUAUAUUGGAAGGUUUUGUCUAAUUAUGGACUGCUUAUCUGCACACUAUUAUUUUCUAACAGUUUUUUUGAAUGUGCUGUAAUAUUUUUGACCCGAUAAAAUUACGUUUAACCGACUGCUAUGCCUACAUUGACUGGACUAAUUUUUCGGCAUCCUAUCAUGUAAAGCUAAUUGAGAAAUAACUGAAGAUAAUUUCAGAAAUAAAGAUCAUGCUUCCAAAUGUAGCGAUUUUCAACGUAAUCUUUAAAAUGGGGAUAACUCGAAAACGGUGCACAAUUGAAUAAGAUCAUAUAUGGAUUUUCUGAUUGGGAAUGACCCUCCCAUUACCGCUUUUCGUUUGAUCCAUGACAAUGGGUACUAUGUAACAAAACAAUGAACAUUGAUAUUACCAACUUAUAGACAUCUUUUUGAAAUUCGUGCGGAAUGAAACAGAAACUUAAGGACUAAGAUUUCUUAAAUCCACAAUGGGAUUGCUUUACCUAUAUAGUGGAAUCGAUUCAAGGGAUAUUACUUAGCUCUUUUCCGUUUGUACAGAAGCGUUAUUGUUAUCGGCAAUUUUGUUGAAACUCGCAACUGGGACGUUGUUUCCCGAACACGUUUGUACAUUCUUGCACUGUGUAAAAUCAUUGUAAAUUUUUUGUUGUAUGUGACUCUUCGAUUUUUUAUCGUCAACUACUUGAGUUAUUCUUCUGCCAGGACUGUCUGUGCAAUGUGUACAUACAUAUACUGCAAUUAGGGAGUGUAUAUCAUGAAUAAAAAAUAUAAGAACAAUUUUUAAGGGCUCAGUAGUAAUCUUUCCAUACCUCAUAGUGAUAAAAUGCAUUAUAAACCGAAAAUCUCAAUGAGCCUUGUUGGUUUGUUUUUUAUUUUUUGUACUCUCAUAAAUGCACCAUGAAAGAGCUCCAGAACAUUUUUCUAAUGACAGUCAAUACAAACUCAUAAACAUGAACAAGCGUGUUAGUUCCUUAAAAUAUGCAUUUAAUGUAUAAUGGAGGAGAUGUACAAGGUGUGCCCUUUGGUUCUGCCCAAAAAAAUGUCACUGUUAUUGAUCUUCCAAAAUGGCAAAUAAUUAAUUGUCACAAUUUUUUGUUCACCAUUUCUUAGCAUAGCUGUAUUCCUUCACAUACUUCUAUUAUAUUUGAUACUACAUUUCGAGUAUACAAAAUGUAGAGAGACUGUGAAAUCACAAAAAUUGUAAAACACUGCAAUCCCAGGAUAUGAAAGUUUUAAGGCAUAUCGAAUGACACUUCUUGUAUACUUUUCUUGAAAUAUGUACUUAAAGUAUUUAAAUAUUUCCUUUAAAAUAUAGUCUCUAUUUUAUUAUUCUAUCAACACAUGCCCUGAACGUCUUUGAAAAUCUAUGAAGAGAAACGCGUUAUUUUGACAACAGAAGUAGAAAUAGUGCGAAAAGCUAUUUGAAAUUGGUCACGGAAUUACCGUGUAGUUUUUAGACUUUAAGUGACCUGUUGUGCUUCAACUUCUAUUUUUGAUAGUGUUAUAGGACAAUAAACUGUAAUACAUAUCAUUACAUACACCAAGAAAACUUGUAACUUUGCACAUGUGUGCUGGAAAUGUUCAUCAAAGGUUAUUAGAAUAGUACUCAAAAAUUAGCUACAAGAAAGACGUGCUAUUGGAAUUUUAGCUUAGCUGGUAAAAACACUGGUUAUAGGACUGUGAAUGGUUCUCAGGAUAAUUCUCAAAGCAUAGCUUGAUGUUCUAAGCUUUACAAUAGUAUAUAGAAUUUCAGAAAAAACUAUACAUUAGGGUGUUUCAAUACUCACUUGCCAAUUAUAUAAAAAGCUAGCACAAAUUAUUCACUACAAUGUUUACAAUUUGGUAGUACUUAAAUAGUAUUAAGCGAGUGAGUCUCUUUGAUAGUACCUACUGAAUUCUACAUCCAGAAAGAUUUAAAUGAUGAGUUAAUCGGGUGUGUGAUCUUUAUGAAUUGAGGAGAUUUUGAACGAGUUCUACUGCGAAUAAAGAUCUUUUGAUGAAGUUAAACUAUCACAACUUGAUAAAAAUAUACAUUUUUUCUCAGUAGCUUAAUCUAUCAAGAGACUCGCUAUAGAGUUUAUGAAUAAGAAAAUAUGAAGGCUGACACCUGUUAUAAAAAACAAGACAUUUAUUUGUGACUAGCCCAACUAUAAAUGAUUUCAUUGGUUUGAUAUGUUCAUUCCAUUUACCUUGAAAAUAAUUUGGGAUUUUUUGUACCAAGAACUGUUCAUCACGUUAAUUAAUGUAUAUUUGGUAGUUUCUAAAACGUACGUCUACACAUUGGUCCAAAUUUCUUCCACUGCAUUUCAGGGUGUCCAAAGACCGGAGCCCUCGACAAAAAAUUUAUUAUUUUUAUGGAAAAAAAUACUUUUGAAGCUUUUCUCUGAUCAUGUCACUGAUAUGAAUGAAAAUAAUUCAUUGUUAUGUUGCUGCCAGUUGACAAUUGGUAAUUGUGUUAUUAGGGAUGUCGCAGAAUUUCAUUUCAUACAAUUACUCGUUUUUGAGCCCAUUCAUCGUGUGAAAUUUGCAUUGUUUUAUUUUUUGUUUGUUCUGGGUUAUUAUGGGGUUUGAGAUAGGAAAAUCUUGGAUCAAUGUUUCUAGACGUAUAACGUUUUACCAUAUUCAAAUUUCCAAAAGUUAUAUAGUUUCAAGACUAAAAAAUAUGCAUUUAUAAACAAAUGAUGGACGCCUUAUGGUGUAUGAGAUCCUGGAGUAAAAUGUGUUUAAAAAAGGUGGCAAAAACUGUUUACAAGUCAAAAAUUAACAAACCGUCCACCUUUUAGUAUCAAACUUCUAACGAGUGGAACAAAGAAAAGCAUUUUAAGAUACUAAUUUAUUUCCAUUUUAUUUACAGUAGUAAAAAAAAAUCAAAACGUAACUGUUUUUGAUUUAACGUGUAGAUAAUUUGAUGUCUGUUAAUUUUUAUAUAUAAGUGUAAUAUUUGGGGGAAUAAAGGAAGCAACAAAAUGAAUAAUAAAUGAGACAUGUAUUAUUAAGAAUACUAGGUAUUUUAUAUAACUGUUCCGCUAUUUACUGUUGAUAUUUAUUUUUUCUUUACGAGCACGCUGCUCACACUGGCACAAUGUACUUAAUAUAUAUUUAUGUAUAGAAAAAUGUGUAUUAUACAAGUCUUUAUUACUUUUUUCUGUAAUAUAAUGAGUAUUAUCUGUUGAAACCUU